Molecule: messenger RNA, 4769 nt
Organism: Rhea pennata
Lineage: Eukaryota; Metazoa; Chordata; Aves; Rheiformes; Rheidae
Gene: LNP1
Product: leukemia NUP98 fusion partner 1
Exons: 4
Coding region: 3148-3747 (199 amino acids)
Source: RefSeq, a predicted model, not a curated record
GCGCCCCCGCGUCGCGGCGCCCGCCACGGGGCGGCCCCCAGCCGCGGCCGCGUGCCAUCCAGGCGCCCCCUUCACCGAGGAAGGGAGCUGGGCGAAGGCGCCCCCAGGGCGAGCGAGGCUCGGGGCCCUCGCCCGGGGCCCCCGCGGAGCGCGGCCGCCUGCCUGCCACUGCUGAGCCCGCGGGGAGGCCUGGGCGCCCGGGAGCUGCAGUGUUUUGUCUGAUACACACGUUUACCGGAGCUUUUGCCCAAGAAGGCUGCACAUUGGAUUUGCCUGUGGUUUGCCAACCACACUCACCUGGCAAGAGGAUAUUGCUGACCCUAUGGAUUCUUCUUUAAAGUGUUCAGGGAAGGAAGAAAAGCGCGUUUGGUUAUCAGAACUACUUUCUUGGAAAAUGUGGUGGAGGAAGAGAAGUGCUUUCACGGAGGAAAGGGAAAGAAAGUGUCUUUUUCCCCAAAACUUUCACCUCAAAUAACAGAGUGCGUCAACAGUGAGGAAGCAGCCUCUAAUUGCUUGUCUGACUCUCCCAAAUGAAAAAAAGGCUGUGGUCUCCGAUGCUAAAGGUUCUGUAGGAGGGGAAAGCUCAUUACCGCUGCCUCCACUUGUUUUUCUCAAGCACUCGGCUGAGGAUAAAGACAAAUCUUCUUUGAUAAUUUUGUUAUGGUCAGGUAACACUAGUAAUUUCAUCCCCAGCCAAGAAAUUUCCUCAUAGAUGGGAAAGAAAUGGAAUGUAUGUGAAGACACUGAUUGUUGCUCUGAAGAAAAAAAAGCACUGAAAGUAAAAAACUAUAAUUAGAUUACAAAGCAGAUGCCUCAGAAGUCUAAUGAUGUCGUUAAAAUUUGCCAAAACACACUUAGUUCUGAUCAGUGUCCUGAUGACACUUAUAACCUUGAUGUGGCCACCACCAUAACUUCCUGAUCUCUGCAGGCUUUGUUAGUUAAACAGCAGCUGAUGAUGAUUUUGGUUGCUGUUAUUUCCUAUUCCUUUCUCACUGCACUGGUGAGUCAACAACUCCUGCACUGUGGUCCUGCCUCUUCACAUAAUUCUGCCUUAUUGGACUCUGAGUCAAUGUACUUUGGUGCCUGAUAGCAAACAGCUUGAGCCAUGUGUCCCCUAAUGUAUGGAUUAUUACUGUUUAUAUAAGCAUGUAUUGCCAAAGGUGUGAGACAGCCUCCCUCCCACUUCUCCCUGCCACCUGUUUCAGCACAGCAGCAUUCCCCGCUUGACAUGAUGGGCUACAGUUCUGUAUCACAUAUCAGAAAAGAAGAAACUUGAGCCAUACAAUACAAGGUACAUAUCAGUAGGCUCAUAGGUUCCUACUGAGGCAGCCUAAUUCCACCCACAUGGUGCUUCCUAUGAGCUAGCUCAGGCCCUCAGACAUACCUGACCUAUAGAGACUGCUAGCAUCAAGGACUUAGAUUGAAUCAGGGCUGUCUGAAUAUGGCCCAGACUGUUCUUCCCCAUCCAGAAAAUCAGCCUACACAUCCUUUUUAUUGCUUCAGGUAUAUUUUUAUUGUACUGUUUUGCAGGUAUUCCUCUCGUUCCUACCUAUCUGUGCUCCUGCAAAGAAAGUAUCCUGCUAUAGCUUGCUUGUGUCUCCAAGCUCUGGUGUGCAACACCUCAGGAUUUGCUACGUGUACACCCAUGUACUCCAGGUUUUUGUGCACUUUUGUUCUCAUGUUCCUCAGAUGAGGUGAAACUUCUCCACAUAGGCAUCCUUGAUCUAUUGAUCCCUCCAACUGCAUUUUUCAGGAUGAGGAGUCCUACACCACAAUAUGGUAUUAGGAAAACUUAGACCUCAAACCUAUGCCAAUGUGAAUGAAACCAGCACUCUGUUACUACAACUAUAUUGCUAAAUAAAACAGGGACAAGGAGCAAGUUUUAAUGCUGGGCUACUGAUUGUUCGUAAUAAUUAUUAAUUAACGAGUUUCUGGUAGAGUUCUGGCUAGUGCCAACUAGCAUCAGCAAGGCAAUACCUAGCAUCCAGAGAAUGCCUAGCAUGCACACCAAGGACGUUAUAUCUAGGUCUCUUCCUACUAUGCAGUCUUCCAACACUAUCCUAGCAGGUUCUGCAUCCUUAGAGCACUCCUCGAUGUCCUUCUGCCAUGCCCCAAGUACAUCUCUCCGAUUUCGUACUAUACAAAUAGCACAUUUAUGGGCUGCAAUAGAGUUCACACAUUAUAUCAUACCUUUGGAAAUAAAAAAAAAGACACAAAAAUUAUAGCUAUAUAUUACAGCCACAUUGCAGCACAUAAAACUUAGAGAAGACUCAGAGCACAAACACUAUGUAGAGUGGAUAUGGCUAGUCCAACCACAUGGUCCCUAGCCCUUUGGUUUCUGCGGUGGGUUUUUUGAAUUACAGACAAGGCCUGCGUGGCCCACAUCCAGGAAUUAUACUCAUCUUUCUUCUGCAUGCCUUCAAGCAUGGCUAGGUCUAGCAUGACCCUGCUACAGCAGAUGAAAUGAAAUUGUGGAAAGCAGCUGAUGGGAGCUCAUGCUGACUGUCAAAACCUCCAAAAUGAACAAGAAGUUUUCUCAGGAGGCCUGUCUUCCCCCCAGACAGACCCUAUUUCCUGAAUACUGGAAGGAAGAGUACAGACAACAGAGGUUAGGAGGAGGGCAGCAUGGGAAGAGGGUUAUAUUCAUUUUUAUUUUUUCCCCCACAAAGUCAGUUCCUCUGUAAACAGCUGUGCCAAUUUCUGACCACUGUCAAUGUGUCAGUUCUGCUUCUGAAAAUCACAAGCCUACUUUGAGUUAGAGUACACACCUUCCAGGCAUGUUACUGUGGGCAGCUCUCCAUUGGCAUUGACAGCUGGUGCACUUUACAGCAAUGAAUAUGGAGUUGACAAUGCACUUCCCUUCCCAUCACCCACCCCGCGGCAGUGUCACAUUGGACAUCUCUGUAAUGGAAAGAUUAAAAGAAACAUCGUUGAAAAUAGAUGAGAAAGAAUUGACUUUAUGUUUAGACAGUGCCUAGGGCUCCAGUGGGAUGGGUUUUGAGGGGUGGAGUUUAAAGGGAGUGGUUGAAACUCCAUCUCCUCUCCCUCUUUGACAGACCAGUGUGAGGCUAUUGGCUUAGUGGUGGCAUUUGACCUUACUUUUCUGUGUCUGGCUGGGAGACUCCCCCAAGUUUGGAGUGUCUGUACAUGGAAUAUGAAGAGGAUGAUGAUAUUUCUUUUGCAAAAUGGAUGAGCAGUUUCUGGGGCCACAACUUAAUUGAUGAGAAUGAGAAAGAGGGUAGAGGCCAUAAGAAACGUCAGACACGAUUCUUUAGUGAAAGGAGAGCCUCCCUUCCGGCCAAGCUUUCCUCCCUCCAUACAACAAGACUUCAUGCCUCUACCAAAGUCUCUUCUUCAGGGCAUCUCAAAGGCUGCAAGGGGUUUCAAGAAGACCAAGAUGUCAAAUGCCACUGCCACAAGAGGGCCAGCAGAACACCUUCAACUGACAGCUCAUGCCCAGAGACAAGAUCAAACUCUAUCCAGGAAUUUGCGGAGUCCUUUGAGAAGCAGCUGCAUUUCAGAAGCAAACGUUCAGUUUCUUUGCAACCUGAAGGCAUGAAGGAGAGAAGUGAAAGAGAAAGACUGCUUUCACCAAAGAGCAGUUCCCACAAGAAAAUGAGAGGGAAAUCAGAGCCAGGGAGAGUGCAGAAAGAAGAUGAAGGUCCAGGGCUUGCACUUGCAAAUCACAAUGAACAGUUUCCAUCACAAGCCAGCACUGAAAAAGGCUAUUUUUGUCCAGGCAGCUAGAAAUGCGUUGGGAUAAUGAAUGUUAACACUCUCACUGAAGAGCAGAGUAAGCAUUCUUAUUUUGUUUUGACUCGAAGAGGCCUAUUAGCUAGAAGAAAUCCCGCACUGUAAAAUAAAAUUCAAAAACACCAUUGACACCAUGUUACUACCUUCCUGUCUUUAUUUUUGCCACUCCAGAUGUGAUCCCUGUCACAGAGGUGGAUGUCUAGAGCAAAGAUCUAGGUAUAGGAUUAAAUCACCUUAGAGGAUUUUAGGUAAGCUUAGCAUUUCAGCAGAAACAGUAGUGGAUGAGUUCAUUUAAGAGGAGAACAUGUAUGUACUACAAAGCUGUGCAAUUUUAACCUCACUGCAUUGACUACCAAAUGACUUAGCUUCUUUUGUUGCCUUCCCCCUCUACAAUUACUACUUUAUAACCCUGAGUCAUAGCUCUACAUCUGUAGUUUUGCCUCAUCAAAAUCUGAGCAUUACCCAAAGCUAUCCAGUAAAAACAAAACAGAUUUGCUGUCUCACACUUCUAUAUUUUAAGAGGUUUUUAAGAGGUUCUUGUUAGUUGCUACAGAUUCAAGGGGAGGGGCUGCAACUCUACUUGUUCUCUUUCCUAUAACUGGGGCCAAACCAAGGGAAUUAGAAUCAGCUCUGCCUGUGGUAAGCAGGGCUUAGGGAAACUGUUUCCUCUGGCUGAAGAUCUCCUGAACUCAGGUAUAAAUCCCAUCAACUGUAAAUAAGAUUCCUUCUAUGCAGAGGAACUGCCUCCCCCCCCCCCCCCCCCCCACAGUUCCUCAACAUCCAAGUCUUUCCUGCAGAAAUAAUCUGCCUGCUUUGGGAACAAUUUUCCCAGGCCUUGUCUCAAGAAAGCCUGUUUUGGGUAAUACAGUUAGAGAAGAGUGAAGACUGGUGACAUUAUGAGCAAGAGUCAAAGUUUGCAGGGUAUUCUGCAUGUGACUUUCUGUAAUUAACAAAGAUUCUAUUUUAUUUUAGAGCCUUAACUUUGAAUGUUCAACCUUUUAAAUACUUAAGCCAUA